AAUCGUCGCACGAGAAACACGUAACUUUAUCAGACUCUCGUACUUUUACUUUGAUUUAUCAGAAAGAAACGACAAGGAAUUGCCCCGUUUCGGUGAAUUUCAGUGAAAAAGUGCGGAAAACCCAGAAAAUUUGUGUGAAAUUGUGCUAAUCUACGUGAAAAAUGACAUGAAAACAACAUUAACAAGAAUACACUGUGACCUAAUCCCGUUUUGUCGUUAACUGUACGUUCCUUCCAUGUAAAUUCAUUCACUUCUUCGCACACAGACACACACGUUGCAUCGAUAGAGGCGCGUACCUGUGCUACCUGGCUAAUACUAUUAUUUAAAACCAAGCAUUCCAACUUGCAUACAGACAAGCAAACUUUAUCUCAUGCUUUCAAACAGCAACGCAACAACAACAACAAGAACAAAUGCAAAGCAAUUUUAUAUUUAAUAACAAUAAAUUUUGCUUGGAAAAGUUGAAAUGCGUUUGAGGAUUGAAAUUUAUUGUUCCUGUUGCUAUCAUUUGUAGCAAAAAAUUACAAUUCAAUUGAUGAAAGUUGGAAAAUUCCGAGAAAAUUGAACAAAAAAACUUUCAUUGAUGACAAAAAUCUGAUUCAUGAAAAAUUUUAUUGCAAAUUUGCAGAAUUAGGAAAGGAAAAGAGGACAUUCAACAAGUCGAACAAUGGAUCAUGCGGAUUUGGUUUCGGAAAUGGCUCAAGUCGAGCAUCUAUCCACUCAGGAUAGAUUACAUCUGGCACGAAUGCGACGUGCUCAACAACUGAAGAUAGCGAAGCAGAAAGAAAAGGAGUGGCAAAAGCAGCAAAAUCGUCGCGACAAGAAUUCCAAUAACAUAACGCAGCAGCAGCAACAACACAAGCGAAAUGUCUCCUUCGACGAGAGUGUCGUACUUUUGGAAGCUGCCGCACGCAACGACAUCAACGAAGUUGCCCGCCUCUUGCAAAAAGGCGUCACGCCCGACGCCACGAACAUGGAUGGCUUAACGGCGCUGCAUCAAUGUUGCAUCGACGACAACUCGGAAAUGCUAAAAUUACUCUUGGAUUAUGGCGCGAACGUAAAUGCGCAAGAUAGCGAGCGUUGGACCCCGCUGCAUGCCGCUGCCACAUGCGGUCAUCUGAAUCUCGUGAAGAUUCUCAUUAGUCGCGGUGCGAAUUUGCUUGCGGUAAAUGCCGACGGAAACAUGCCUUAUGACAUUUGUGAUGACGAGGAGACCUUGGACUACAUCGAAAGUGAGAUGUCGCGACGUGGCGUGACGCAAAACUUGAUCGAUGAGACGCGUGCGGCAACGGAAACGCGCAUGCUGAACGAUUUGCAGGAACAAGCGAAGCUCGGGAGUGACUUGGAGAUGCCAGAUCGGCAUGGAGCGACGCCAUUACAUAUUGCAGCGGCGAACGGGUAUGUUCGUGUCGUGGAAUUUUUGCUUGAAAGACAAGUUUCGACAGAUGUCGUUGAUGAUGAUCUGUGGACUCCGGCACAUGCAGCAGCAUGUUGGGGCCACUUGGAAAUCCUGGAAAUUCUCUGUCAAGCCGGUGCCGAUUUAAAUGCCAAAAACAAGAACGACGAAAGUCCCGCAGACAUUUGCGAAGACCCCGAAAUCCGCGAACGCAUCGAGCAGUUACGCAGCGAACAGGAAACGAAACGCUUAGCGGAGGCACAACGAAAACGCGUUAGACGCUCGCAGAGCAACAACACACGAACGCAAUCGGUACGUCGCACUUCGUUGCGUGACAAGACGCUAACUUCGAAGAAAGAUGCCGUCGAGGAGGCACGAUUUCGCUUUCAAGCUCAGGAGGUUUAUGACACUCCCGAUGCUCCAAAUGGCACAACAGUCGCUGCUCCAUCCACGAAUCAAGCGGAAUCUGAUGCCACAGUCUCGUCAACCACACUCCGUCCCAUGUCCAUUCCAAAUAGCAACCUGCAAAGUACAACAACAACGUCAGGCACGACAAGUUCACAAAUUCAACCGACGACGACGACAACUAACAACAACAACGGACCCGUGCUGAGUAACGGGCGCACGAAUAAUUUGUUGAACAACAAUCAGGAUCCGUAUAACGGUUCGUCGCGAAAUUACUACAACGGCGAUGGCACGAAUAGCUUAAAUCGGUUGGCGCCCGAGGGGAAAGACGCGGAUUUGGUGAAAGAUGAGGCGAGAAAUAACAAUAACAAGAUGGGUGUGAAUGAGGAUGGCGCGGUAAUUCCGCCGGCGGAAGUUUUUUCCACAAGUAGCAAUGAGAAUGGGAAGAUUAAUGUUCAAGUUACGGUUUUGUUUGACAAGAAAAAUAACCAAAUCGGCUUUGAUGAAUUAAAUGCAGGCACGCUGGCUGACUUGAAGAAGCAUCGUUCGCAAUCCCGCUCAAGUGCAAGUCCGGAAAACGGUUCGCUCGUAACGGCGGCAUCCGCCAACAACUUGAACAGUAUUUUAACGACGCCGACGCCCGCAACCCUAAAUGGCGACGUCAUGGAAUUGGGUGGCUUACGAUCAUCCGGAAUGCCCGGCGGCGACAUUUCGCAACGCAUUCCCAAAUUUACCGGAACGCCGGGCGACGUUGUGGAAGACAGCACACGUUCGCGUCGCUGUUGUGUGAUCAUGUGAACAAACAGAGGAAGCAAAAAAAAAUAUUAUGGACUGAUAUCAUAACUUAAAUUUAUAACUAUAGGGUAGAAAAUUAAGUAAUGCACGUAGGAAAUGUAAGAAAUACGUAACACGACGAGAAAAAAAAUGAAGAAACAAACGGAAAAUAAAAGCAAUUGUACUUAAAAUAUUAUGAAAAAGUAGAUACAAAGAAACGCCAUAAGCAACACAGACAAGCAAGUGAAUGUUAAAAAAAAUUACUUAAAUGUAGCAGACUUAAAAAUUUAUGUAAAACUUAAUGUUAACAGAGAAUAUCAACAAAAAAAUAGACUGUUCUGGAGACUUUUCUUUAAGAAAAAAAAAUCAAAUUA
Culicoides brevitarsis is the source of this 2946-nucleotide messenger RNA. RefSeq names its product protein phosphatase 1 regulatory subunit 16A (gene MYPT-75D). Gene Ontology annotation, molecular function: protein binding; myosin phosphatase regulator activity; enzyme inhibitor activity. NCBI's taxonomy places the organism in Eukaryota, Metazoa, Arthropoda, Insecta, Diptera, Ceratopogonidae. The transcript is spliced from 6 exons. Gene Ontology annotation, cellular component: cytoplasm. The record is from RefSeq and is a predicted model, not a curated record. The coding region runs from base 665 to 2596 and encodes 643 amino acids.